Anoplopoma fimbria (sablefish) is the source of this 1781-nucleotide messenger RNA. It is a transcript of the gene mpp2a, whose product is annotated as MAGUK p55 scaffold protein 2a. Gene Ontology annotation, cellular component: cell-cell junction; plasma membrane. Lineage: Eukaryota; Metazoa; Chordata; Actinopteri; Perciformes; Anoplopomatidae. The transcript is spliced from 14 exons. The coding region runs from base 120 to 1781 and encodes 553 amino acids. Gene Ontology annotation, molecular function: protein binding. The record is from RefSeq and is a predicted model, not a curated record.
GCUGUGUGUCUUGACGGUAAAGAGGAAAGCCAGACGACAACAAGACGCGCACGAGACAUCACAACCCGUUCAGCGCGAAGACCGUCUCAUUGUGUUAAAAGAUUGACUGAAGCUAUACCAUGCCUGUGGCCUCCACCAGGACAGAGCCUGUGUCCCAGAUGUUGGACGCGAUGAGCGACAGCACCACCAGCUCCACCACAGCAAAAGACCUGGACCUCAUCUUCCUCAAAGGCAUCAUGGAGAGCCCUUUGGAGCAAGAUGAGAGCCAGAAGGAGCCGCGUCUGUCGCCAGUGAGGGAGAACAACGUGGAGCUCCUGCAGGAGAUCCUCAGUGACCUGGACCCCUUCACACACCACUCCGACACUGUCGCUGAGCUCACCCGCAUACUGACACAGCCUCACUUCCAGUCUCUACUGGAGACUCACGAUUCAGUGGCGUCCCAGGCAUGCGACAGCCCACCCCCGAGCCCAUGUGAUUUUGUGGAUCAUGAGCAGGAAGAAGGCCACACACACAACCUGCCCCCACAACCUGACGCAAUUCGCAUGGUGGGCAUACGCAAGGUGGCGGGGGAGCACCUGGGUGUAACAUUCAAAGUGGAGGGUGGUGAGCUGAUUAUAGCCCGCAUCCUCCAUGGAGGGAUGAUAGACCAGCAAGGACUGCUGCAUGUUGGAGACAUCAUCAAAGAGGUGAAUGGACGAGAGGUGGGCCGGGAUGCCAGGGUGCUGCAGGAGGAGCUGCAAGCAGCCAGUGGAAGUGUAGUUCUGAAGAUACUGCCCAGCUACCAUGAAGCCAUACAACCAAGUCAGCUGUUCUUUAAGUGUCACUAUGACUACGACCCGGCCAACGACAACCUGAUUCCCUGUAAGGAGGCGGGCUUAAGGUUUGAGACAGGAGACAUCCUGCAGAUAGUGAACCAGGAUGACGUCAACUGGUGGCAGGCCCGUCAUGUAGAGGGUGGCAGCGCGGGACUGAUCCCCAGUCAGAUGCUGGAGGAGAAGAGGAAAGCGUUUGUCAAGAGAGAUGUGGAACUGGCACCAGCAGGAAAUCUUUGUACUGGUGCUGGAGGGAAGAAGAAGAAGAAAAUGAUGUACGUGACGACCAAAAAUGCAGAGUUUGACAGACAUGAGAUAUUGCUCUACGAGGAGGUGGCCAAGGUCCCGCCUUUCAAGAGGAAAACUCUAAUUUUGAUUGGGGCCCAGGGUGUGGGACGACGGAGACUAAAGAACAAGCUACUACUGAGGGAUCCACUUCUCUUUGGCACCACCAUUCCAUAUACCUCCAGAAAGCCCAAAAAGGAAGAUCGCGAUAGUCGGAUGUACGCCUUCACCAGCCGCAGCAAGAUGGAGGCCGACAUCAAGAACGGGCGUUAUCUUGAACAUGGAGAGUACGACGGUAACCUGUAUGGAAUCAAGAUAGAUUCCAUACACGAGGUGGUUGAGGCCGGACGCCUCUGCAUACUGGACGCCAACCCUCAGUCUCUCAAAGUGCUGAGGACCUCAGAGUUCUUGCCCUAUGUGGUGUUCCUUCAGUCUCCAGACUUUGAGGUUCUCAAGGCAAUGAACCACUCAGCUGUAGAGGCAGGGGUGGUUCCUAAGACACUGACGGAUGAAGAACUGCAGAGGACGUGCGAUGAGAGCAUAAAAAUGCAGGCGGCCUUCGGUCACUACUUUGACCUCAGCAUCAUCAACGACAAUUUGGACGAGACCUACCGCACCGUCAAGGCCGCCCUGGAAACGGUUUCUAAAAACCCCCAGUGGGUCCCGGUCACCUGGGUUUUCUAG